Messenger RNA from Capsicum annuum, 528 nucleotides. RefSeq lists its product as uncharacterized. Lineage: Eukaryota; Viridiplantae; Streptophyta; Magnoliopsida; Solanales; Solanaceae. The annotation marks the transcript as partial. The transcript is spliced from 4 exons. The record is from RefSeq and is a predicted model, not a curated record.
AUGCAACAGCAGAGGAAUGAUGAACUUUUGAGCGUGCAUCAAAAUUCAACUUGUGGUGCUGCUGAAAAUAUUGGAACUGCUGCAAAAACUAAUGGCAUAAUGCAUGAACCUGUACGUGAUGAUAGACCCAAUGCAUUCAGUAACAACAUCUCAUUUGUUCUCUCUUGCAUACAAACAGUAGUUGAUAUUCCUUCUCAAAGCAGAAAAAUUGAUGUUCCUCCUAAUAUUUACUUGGAGUCACGUUCUGCAAUGGGUGAUGCAUUUGUUUUGUCAUUUAGUAGUGUGGAGUCUAACACACAACCUCUUAAUGAACCUCUUCUGGAUGCUGACACUACUUCAUUUGGAUUUCUUAGGGAGAUGCCUCAAAAUUUUGGUUUCUCAAACUUAACUGCUAAUUUCACUAAUAGUUCUGGUACGUAUCUUCCUCUUCCCAGUUUCUCUGUAAUUUCACGGCAUCUCUGGAUUCUGUGCUUUUCUACUUUUAAAGUUUUAGGUAUUAAAAUGAGCUGGUAUGAUGCUAAUCAGCAG